CGUUUUGGCCUCAUUUGCCUUCCAUACAUCUGUGGGGGUGAGGUCACUAACAGGGCGGGGACACAUUUGUCUACUUUUGUCUCUACGUGGAAGAGGCAGGACUUCAAAACUGGACGCUGUCUGGAAUUUCAGGAGCACCGACACCUCACACCAUCCUCUUGACUGACCACGUCUGGUCGAUCACAGAAAAAUGUCUGGAAAAAUAACGAAAGAGGAUGAGGCGGAGAUGAGGGAGGCCUUCGAUAAAAUUGAUCUGGAUGGCAAUGGACAUAUUUCUGAUUAUGAGCUUGGCGAGCUUCUAAAGGAGGCCGGCCACGCCCAGCCAGGAUACAUGGUCCGAGAGAUCCUGCAGAAACUUGACCGCAACAAGGACAGCAGAAUCAGCUUUGAUGAGUUUUUGUUGAUUGUUAAGGAGCUGAAGGGCAGUGAAGUUGCAAAAACCUUUCGCAGGGCCAUCAACAGAAAAGAGGGAAUCCUGGCUAUUGGAGGGACGUCGGAGUUGUCAAGCGAAGGCACCCAACACUCCUUCUCUGAGGAGGAGAGAUACGCUUUUGUUAACUGGAUCAACACCACUCUGGAAAAGGAUCCUGACUGUCAACAUGUGCUGCCUAUGAAUCCCAACACAGACUCCCUGUUCAUGACUGUGGGAGACGGCAUUGUGCUCUGCAAAAUGAUCAACAUGUCAGUGCCAGACACCAUUGAUGAGAGAACCAUCAAUAAGAAGAAGCUGACACCAUUUACAACACAGGAGAACCUGAAUCUUGCUCUUAACUCUGCGUCUGCCAUUGGCUGCCACGUGGUGAACAUCGGUGCUCUUGACCUAAAAGAAGGGAAGCCCCAUCUGGUGCUGGGCCUCCUGUGGCAGAUCAUCAAGAUUGGCCUCUUUGCUGACAUUGAGCUCAGCAGAAAUGAAGCGCUGGCGGCCUUGCUGAGAGAUGGCGAAACCCUGGAGGACCUGAUGAAGCUGUCACCGGAGGAGCUGCUGCUGCGCUGGGCAAACUUUCACCUGGAAAACGCUGGCUGGCAGAAGAUCAACAACUUUAGCUCGGACAUCAAGGACUCAAGGGCCUAUUUCCACCUUCUGAAUCAGAUCUCCCCUAAAGGCACAGAGGAGGAUCAACCUUGCAUCGACAUCAACAUGGCAGGCUUCAAUGAGAGAGAUGACUUGAAGAGGGCAGAAGCUAUGCUGCAGCAGGCCAACAGGCUCGGCUGUCGACAAUUUGUCACCCCAGGUGAUGUCGUCAGUGGAAACCCCAAACUCAACCUCGCCUUUGUGGCCAAUCUGUUCAACAAAUAUCCAGCGCUGACCAAACCGGAGAGCGAGGACAUCGACUGGGGGCUCUUGGAAGGUGAGACGAGAGAAGAGAGGACAUUUAGAAACUGGAUGAACUCCCUUGGAGUGAACCCUACUGUGAACCAUCUGUAUGUAGAUUUGCAGGAUGCCAUGGUCAUCCUUCAGCUCUACGAGAGAAUCAAAGUGGCGGUCGACUGGAACAACAAGGUCAACAAGCCUCCUUAUCCAAAACUGGGAACCAAUAUGAAAAAGUUGGAGAAUUGUAACUACGCAGUGGAGCUGGGUAAAUCAGCCAAGUUUUCUCUGGUUGGUAUUGGCGGGCAGGACCUAAAUGAUGGCAAUGCCACCCUGACUCUGGCACUGGUGUGGCAGCUCAUGAGGAGAUACACAUUGAACGUACUGGAGGAACUGGGUGAUGGAGAGAAAGUAAAUGAUGACAUCAUUGUAAACUGGGUGAACAAAACAUUGGCAAAGGCUGGAAAAUCUACAAAGAUCUCAAGUUUUAAGGACAAGGAGAUAAGCAGCAGUCUGGCAGUGUUGGAGCUGAUCGAUGCCAUUCGGCCUGGGAGCGUCAACUUCGAGCUGGUUAAAACCCGCAGCCUCUCUGAAGAAGACAAACUAAACAAUGCCAAAUACGCCGUCUCGAUGGCAAGGAAGAUCGGCGCUCGCGUCUAUGCCCUGCCUGAGGACCUGGUAGAGGUCAAGCCCAAAAUGGUGAUGACGGUCUUUGCCUGUUUGAUGGGACGAGGGAUGAAUCGCGCCUAAGCAAGCUGCUUGGAUCACAGUGACACUUACACUUCCCCAAAAACAAUUAGCAUUUCGAAAGAGCUCCCUCAACCGAAGAAAUGAAGAUUUGUUAUUGGUUUUGUUGAGUCAUACAAUUACAUGUUUCCGUUGCCUCUCCUCAUAAACAGAGGUGUUCCCUGAAGGAUCGUUUAUUGAAGGUGAAGCUCCAGUAGCAAAAUCUGCAGAGGCAGCGCUUAUCAACCUGUUACGCUCAUUUAUAAGAAUGCUCUUUUUUUUUGAGCUUUUUGUUUUCCAAUACAAGUAUGCAGAAUAUACAGCUGCAAGGUUGUUUACAUAUUUUUACCCUGACCAAUAAGUAAAUAAUCUCCUCAGCCAAGCAACAGACAUUCCUGAUUACCAUAGCUUUGAAUAAAUGCGUCAGAAGGCCAAAAGUAAGAACGGAAGUUAGAGAGGUUUAAAGUUUGGGUGGAGCCCACUUUAACAAACAUACCCAAACGUGUCCUCUUGCUCAAUGAAGUGCGCGUAUUUCUUGGUAGGUGGCUUCGCGGAUGCCUACAUAUCAGAAAACAGAAGCCAUCAGGUCAAUUUUUGGUGAUGACCUGUGGGAUGUGAUAUUUAUAUUCCUGUUUGUUUCUUGGGAUUAUCAUGCAACAUGCUGUAAAUGCUGUCUUUAAGGGUGUCUGGUUUGUGUUGUAUUGGGAUUUUUUUAUUUUUAUUAUUACUGUUUGCCCGUUAGAUGAUGAGCAGGCUGACUUGAUUCUCCUGGCUUUAUGCUGUGCCUGUAACUAUCAAAGAUGAUGUGUAUUUGUGCCUUGAGGUUGUCUGUUUUUGUUUUCUGCUCAUAUUCAACAUUACCAAAUACAAACAGUUACUCCAUUCCAGGUAGUUCAAUGUUAUGCUAUGACAAUGGCCAAAUUAAAUUUGGCCUUGUGUUCAUGUCUAUUCUCUCAAGUAAGUGCUUUACAUGUAACAAUAAAUAUAAAUUUAAAAAACA
Molecule: messenger RNA, 3035 nt
Organism: Girardinichthys multiradiatus
Lineage: Eukaryota; Metazoa; Chordata; Actinopteri; Cyprinodontiformes; Goodeidae
Product: plastin-3-like
Exons: 16
Coding region: 191-2059 (622 amino acids)
Biological process (GO): actin filament network formation; actin filament bundle assembly
Cellular component (GO): cytoplasm; actin filament bundle; actin filament
Molecular function (GO): calcium ion binding; actin filament binding
Source: RefSeq, a predicted model, not a curated record